AUGGUAAACUCAAGCACUGACUCAUCACACAGCAUCACUCAGCCACCAUCACCCCCAACCACCUCCACCCCCACCUCAGAUAUGCAGCUCCCCAAGCGCCUCCACCAUCCUCCCCAACCCCUCUCCAUCAACCUCAAACCCCAUCACCCCAGGACACCACCAUCAUCCCCACCCCUGGACACCACCAUCCUCCCCAACCCCUCUCCAUCAACCUCAAACCCCAUCACCCCUGGCCACCACCAUCCUCCCCACCCCUGGACACCACCAUCCUCCCCAACCCCUCUCCAUCAACCUCAAACCCCAUCACCCCGGGACACCACCAUCCUCCCCAACCCUCUCCAUCAACCUCAAACCCCAUCACCCCUGGCCACCACCAUCAUCUCCAACCCCUCUCCAUCAACCUCAAACCCCAUCAACCCUGGCCACCACCAUCAUCUCCAACCCCUCUCCGUCAACCUCAAACCCCAUCACCCCGGGCCACCACCAUUCUCCCCAACCCCAACCCUCUCCAUCAACCUCAAACCCCAUCACCCGAGGACACCACCAUCAUCCCCAACCCUCUCCAUCAACCUCAAACCCCAACACCCCGGGACACCACCAUCCUCCCCAACCCCUCUCCAUCAACCUCAAACCCCAUCACCCCGGGACACCACCAUCCUCCCCAACCCUCUCCAUCAACCUCAAACCCCAUCACCCCUGGCCAACACCAUCAUCUCCAACCCCAACCCUCUCCAUCAACCUCAAACCCCAUCACCCCGGGCCACCACCAUCCUCCCCAACCCUCUCCAUCAACCUCAAACCCCAUCACCCCGGGCCACCACCAUCCUCCCCAACCCUCUCCAUCAACCUGAAACCCCAUCACCCCGGGACACCACCAUCAUCCCCAACCCUCUCCACGUCAACCUCAAACCCCAUCACCCCGGGCCACCACCAUCCUCCCCAACCCUCUCCAUCAACCUGAAACCCCAUCACCCCGGGACACCACCAUCCUCCCCAACCCUCUCCACGUCAACCUCCAUUCAGGCCAAUUCGUCCAUCAUCCCCAGGUAG
Messenger RNA from Oncorhynchus masou masou (cherry salmon), 1050 nucleotides. RefSeq lists its product as uncharacterized. Bases 1 to 1050 code for a protein of 349 amino acids. The transcript has a single exon. The record is from RefSeq and is a predicted model, not a curated record. Lineage: Eukaryota; Metazoa; Chordata; Actinopteri; Salmoniformes; Salmonidae.